AUGGUAGACAAUGCCGUCUUCGACUCUCAACAAUCUCGGCCAUUGCAGCAGACGUGGAUGCAGCUUCUACCUUACGAUGUAGUGGCACUCGUCCUCGAGAAUUUGAAUCAGCAUGAGUUAUUGGAGUGCAUGGCAGUGUGUGCAAGCUGGUAUCAUAGCGUGCCCUAUUACACGACAGAGCGGUGGCACACCGUCAAGAUCUUUCGUCACCGUGGAGGGCUAGGCAACCAUCGAUUGGCAAGGUGUUUAGGAGAGCAUGUGCGACGUAUAUCAUUAUCAGGAUAUGAGACACAACAUCAACUGAAUCAAGUGCUGGAAGAUCUUGUGGACCUCGGCUGUGUGUGGAUCGAAUCUCUCGAGUUCUAUGAUACCCAAGUCUGUGUCCAACAAUCCUUCUUUGCCUUGCUCUCCAAGUUAGCCAUCCAUGCAUUACGUCAAAUCGCCUUCCUCAGACAUCGUGGUGUCCUUGACUUUUUCAAAGUCGUUGCUGCUUGUCCUCAUUUGACAGUGUUUGAUUUUUCCGCCUCUGGUGAUCAAGGCGAAUUGGAAGCCUAUAGCAUGCCUUCAAGAUCCAAGAUCACUCACAUGUGCCUCAAUGGAAGACCCUAUGACAUCCAUCCACAGCUGGAAUUGAUUUUACGACAAUGUCCUCAUUUACGCUUUUUGGCCACCAACAAUCCAUGGAUUCGUUCACAGGAGAAUAUGGAUAAGCUUCUUCAAUAUUGCCCGAGGAUUGAAUACUUCGAAUAUGCACGACACACCCGCAAUGCACGACAUUAUCUUCAUGAGCAUAUUCAACGUCUUCCCAAUGAUCAGGAUGAUGGCUGUUUACGUGAGUUGGUAUUGGAUGGAUAUCGUGCAGGCAACAUGCCAGACCCUCAUAUGCUUACAACACUCGAGAUUCUUCGCUUGAAAACAACAUUGAUCAGAAACAUUCCUCCCUUUUCCCAAUCAUUGGAUCGGCUUUGUAUCCUCUCGUGUGAUCAAGUGCUAUGUGACCCGCCUAGUAUCCUUGCUUCGCUUAUUGAACAAUGUCCCUCACUCGAAGAAAUUACAUUGCGUGGAUUUCCUUUGAUCCCCGAGAUUUGUGAAGCUCUCAGCAACGUCUCUCAACUCAAACGCCUUUAUCUCUUUCGCAACAAUCACAUGAGACCAGGGGAAGGAAACAUAUUAUGGACAUUGCUUCAAAGUCUGCAUCAUCGACCACUGCAAUGUUUACAAUUGGAAGGCGUGUUGAAUGAUCAUUUGAUCGAGUCGUUGGCAUUACCAGGGAACGCUGCUCCUCAUCAUCAUCACCAUCCACAAUUGACUCAGCUUUCAAUCAGCAGCAAGUAUUUGACAGGUGGCGCUCUUGACAGGUUCAUCACGCGAUCAACUUGUGGUAUUUUGAGUAGGAUCAAGACAUUGGAGAUAUGUGAUAUCAACAUGAUUUCAAGAAUGAUGCUCGCUGCCUUGGGUGAUUUGGAUUACCUCGAACGUCUUGUGUUACGGCGUUGUCGAUACGUUGACGGCAAUGGCAUCAACGACCUACUUUUUCAUACCAAGGCAUUACACUCGCUCUGUAUUAUGCAUUGUGAUAUACCAGAUGGGAAGGAAACGAUUCGAUAUGCCAUCAAAAAGUUAGGAGAAGAAGCUGUAUUGUAUAUCCCAUGGAAAUUUGUUUCAUUUAAUAUAAAAGAGGAGCGGUGA
Messenger RNA from Lichtheimia ornata, 1689 nucleotides. RefSeq lists its product as uncharacterized. The record is from RefSeq and is a predicted model, not a curated record. Gene Ontology annotation, molecular function: protein binding. Gene Ontology annotation, biological process: SCF-dependent proteasomal ubiquitin-dependent protein catabolic process. NCBI's taxonomy places the organism in Eukaryota, Fungi, Mucoromycota, Mucoromycetes, Mucorales, Lichtheimiaceae. The coding region runs from base 1 to 1689 and encodes 562 amino acids. Gene Ontology annotation, cellular component: SCF ubiquitin ligase complex. The transcript is spliced from 2 exons.